Styela clava is the source of this 5653-nucleotide messenger RNA. Its product is annotated as bromodomain adjacent to zinc finger domain protein 1A-like. The record is from RefSeq and is a predicted model, not a curated record. Lineage: Eukaryota; Metazoa; Chordata; Ascidiacea; Stolidobranchia; Styelidae. Gene Ontology annotation, cellular component: CHRAC; nuclear chromosome. Gene Ontology annotation, biological process: regulation of DNA-templated transcription; regulation of heterochromatin formation; chromatin remodeling. Gene Ontology annotation, molecular function: protein binding; DNA binding.
GUUAUAUUUGUUGUGUUUACUUACAGAAAUUUGUAAAUUACAUAAUUGAGUGAUUCAAUUCUGACUGUUACAUUUUUAAUUGCCAUUUACUGCUGUACAAUAGACAGAUAAAGGAAUGCCACUUCUCCACCGAAAGCUGUUUGUUCCAAAAACACCGCCUGAAGUUCCCGGUAAUGACCAUGAAGUUUUCUACUGUCCUCUUACCAAAGAAGCUUUCACUGAUUAUGAGGAGUUCUUUGAUCGAACCAUUCUGUGCAACAGUUUGGUAUGGAGUUGUUCAAUCACGGAGCGAGGGAACAUGACUUACCAGGAAGCACUUGAUUGUGAAGAAGAGGCAAGAAAAAAGUUCGAUAAGUUUCCUGAAGGUCUUCAGAAACCAAUGUUGCUUCUUGUAAACCUUAUUGCUCGAUCUAGAAUAGAAAUUCUGAAUGAUACGAUCUUUUCCUUUAUCAAGAAGCGGUACUUUGUUGGAGAAACACUGGAUGUCAAAGUCAAAACAAACAAAUUUGAAAUGUGUCGUAUUCUGGAUGUUAUUCCAAUCAAGAAAUCUAGUGACUCUGCAGAAGCAGGGAUGAGUAAUGGUCAUACAAAUGGCGAAUUGUCAACUGAUGAAGAUGAUGAUGAUAAACCACUUGCGAAAUUUAUAAAAGCGAGACCACUGGAACCGUUUGAAUUGAAAUAUCAAGUCAAACUUUCUUCUGCGAGUAUGCAUCCAAUCAGAGUAGUUCCAUGGACUGCAUUAAGGAGAAAGAUCAGACGAGAACAGUGCAAAAUCUUUUUGAAAAUGAUGUGUUUUCAAAAUAUGGAGAAUGGUAGAGUGUAUAUGGUGAAGGGAGACAUUGCUGAAAAAUUUGGAAUCAAAGAACUAAACUGGGAAGAUGUAUUUGCCGGUCCACCACCAGUAUUUGGCGGACAAUCUCCAAAAGUGAAAAAGAUGACAGAAAAAGUGGAAGAAAAAAAGACAGCAGAUAAAAAGGCAACGGAGAAAACAAAACUCGAAAUACUGAAAGCAAAACAAGAAAAACUGAAGGAAGAACUUCUACUGCAGGAAAUGAAAAAGCAAGAGAAGGAAAAUAGAUUGGAAAUGAAAAGGAAAGAAAUGGAGGAGGCAAGAAGGUUGAAACAGAUUGCAAAUGAACAACGAAAAAGAGAAUAUCGUGAUAAGAUUGAAAAAAUGAGAGAAGUAAAAAGAAAACUUGCUGAAUAUAAAAAACAGUGGAAUAAACAAAGGGAUGAUCUUGAAUGUGAAGAUCUCAAGGAAUUACCUUUACCUCAUAAGAUUGUAACUCAAAUUCCUCAUCAUUUGUUGGGAGAUGUUCUCAGUCUUCUGGAGUUCUUCCAUACUUUUGAAUCCCUUUUCGAUGCGAAGGAUGAGUUUCCAAAAGGAGUUUCAGUCAGUUUACUUGAAAAAGCUUUAAUGAAAGAAGAUCAAGACGGACCAUUAUGUGAUUUCCUAUUUUUCUUUUUAUCAAAUUUAUUCAGGACUCGAACAGAAGAGGAAGGAGAAACUUUAUACACAUUAGAAGCUGAAGAUAAAGAGUUAGCUGCCAAAGUGAAAGAGGAUCCAAGUAUGGACAAUUUGGUGGCAGCAGCAACAGUUAUUGCAACAUGGCCCAUAAAUUAUCAGGGAUGUUCCAUCAAUGAUCUUGAGUUGGACAGCUAUACUGUGUCUGAGAUUCUUCGUCUAUACCUUCUCACAACUGCUGCUCGUCCACCUUCUGAUAGUAGAUUAUGGAGAUUUCAACAAAGAGGGGGAUAUUGUGUUGCUGAUGAUACUGCUUUAAGAUUUUGUCUCAAUCGGCCAGAACUUGUUGAAAAAUUAUCAAACACAAGCAUUUUCAAUUUCACUCCAGAUGAAAAGCUUGAAAUAUUGAUGUGUCUUUCCAAUCAGCUUAUAUCAUACGUUACUCCAAGAGAUUUUCUUGAUGAACUGUCAGAAAAAUAUUUUGCUGCAUUGCAAGAUUAUAGAGAAGAUAGAAGAAGUGAGAAGAAAAGAGAAAAAGACUCUAUGCUCGAUAGACUAAAGUGGAAGAAUGCUCAAGAAAUUCAAAAUCGUGAAAUGAAAUUGAAACAAAUGAUGACGAAACUGGAUGAGAAUAACCCUAACGAAGGCAACAUUUCCAAAGUAAAUAAACAUCCUCAAAAGUUGGACGAAGAAUCAGAGGAACAGCCCAAACUCAUGUCAUUAAAGGAACAAAUGGAACACCUACGAAUGUUAGAUGAAGAUGAACAAGUGGCAAAAGAAGCUUGGGAAUUUCGACAAACUAAGCACCUCAAUGAUAUUGCACAACAUCAGAAAUUCAAAGUUUUAUGUCUUGGAGAGGACAGGUUUUUUCGCCGCUACUGGACUCUGAACUGUAUUUCUGGUAUCUUGGUUGAAGAGUAUGAGGAUGAAUAUUUAACAAAGGAUUUAUUAAGAGUCAAAGUACCUCAACGAGACACAGCUCAUCAAUCAUUUACACCAACACAAGUACAAAACAAUUCGACUGCUACAGAUGUUUCUAUGUCGAAAAAUAGUGAAAAUGCCACAGACACUCAAAACAACAGCAAUGGUCCGGUACCAGAUCAUGUUGUGGCCCAUAUUAACCUUGAGUCUUCUCUGUUGACCAAUCCCGUGACUAAUACUACAAUAAAUAGUUCUACCUCAACUUCUGUUCUAACCAGUACAGAUACUUCCACCAGUAAUAAUCCUUCAAAAGAAUUAUCAGAUGCUGGAACACAAGGUCACAAUUACAGAUGGUACAUUUAUACUGAAAAAGAGAAGAUAGAACAAUUACUGGCAUCAUUAAAUAAACGAGGUUUCAGGGAAUCAAAGCUGCAUGAUGCAAUAAAUCGUAUUAAAGAUAAAAUCUUCUCUAAUUUGGAUAAAUGUCCAAUUAAUGAGCUUUGUAAAUCUUCAAAAAACUCUGAUGUAAACAUAGAGUCUGAGUUUGCAAAAACUGCAAUUGAGCUUUCACUAAGAGAUCAACUACUUGAUCUGGAAUCAAGAAUAUUUGAAGGAACAUUAGGAGGGAUAAAGGAAGAAGAUGGGUUUCAGUGGGUUGAAAGGGUGACUCACAGAGGAACAUACAAUGAAGAGUUGCGAAAUUCACUAAUAAACACAGUGGAUACCAUCUAUGACAAACACAAAAUCAAAAUCGAACAUGAAGAAGGACAACAGCAGAAUAGUAAUAAUAAAAAUGAAGUGAUUUGUUGUCCCCACGUGGAAUUUUCUAUCAAAGCUGGCAUUAAAAAAGAUGAUUCUGUCAUUGAAUACGAGAAUGAUGACGAACAAAUGCAGGUUUCUGACGAUAGAACUAAACACCAAUCACACAGAGGAAAAAUCCAAGAUUUGUCCCUUGCACUACUACAGAUUGAACGAGGAAUUGACAGGAAAUAUUUGAAACCUCCAUUAGGUUACUCUGUUGACAUUUCACGAAGAAAAACAAGAUCCAAAGGACCAGCUGAGGAUUCUGAAAAGGAACUGGACGAAAAAAAGAAAGAAAGUAUCGAGAUGUUAAAGAGAUGGGAAUCUUCUCUGAUCAGUUCAACUUCUAUAUCACAGAUCUCACUACACUUGGCAACACUCAAUAAAUGCAUCAUAUGGGCACGUUCUGUAUUGAAUGCAUCAUGUCGCAUUUGUCACAGACGGGGUAAUGCUGAUAAGAUGUUGUUAUGUGAUUCAUGUGAUCGGGGACAUCAUAUGUACUGUUUAAAGCCUGCACUGAAGAAUGUUCCAUCUGGGGAUUGGUUUUGUCCGCAAUGCAAACCAAUACAUUCCAACCGCCUGACUCCAAGAAAAGUUCGAACAACCAGUUACUCACAACAGGUAAGUUCUGAGGAAGAAGAAGAUACAGAAGCUGAGGAAACAGAGGAAGAAGAUGAUGACGAUGAGGAAAACGAGGAAGAAAAUGAAGAAGAAGAAGAACAAGAGGAGAGUUCACAAGAUGAGGAAGACAUGGACGAACCUAGUCCUCUGAAACAAGGAAUCAAAUGCAAAUUUCCAUCAAAAAAUUCAAAAGUCACAUCAAGAGGAAAAAAAUCAAAAAACACUUCACCUGUUACAAAUUCAUCUAAAAGCAGGGGAAGGUCUUUUGGUCGAGGGUCAGAGAACUCAAAAACUUCUGCUGAUAUAUCAAGACGAGGUCGUAGUGCAAGUGAACGACGUAAAGCCAUGAAACGAAAUGCUUCAAAUGAAGAUGAUGGUGAUUUGGGUUCCUCAAACAGAAGACGAUCCACUGGUGUAUGGAAAGACUUGAACACUUGCCAGGAAUUAUUGAAGGAACUUAUUCAACACAAAGAUAGUUGGCCAUUUUUGAUGCCUGUCAGUAAGAAACAGGUUCCGGAUUAUUAUGACAUUAUUCCAAAUCCAAUGGAUUUUUCAACAAUGCAGAAUAAAUUGAAGAGUGUGAAGUAUCAAAGCCCAGCGGAGUUUAUCGUCGACGUAAAGCUGGUCUUUACCAAUUGCCUGACCUACAACAUGCCGCGAUCUGUGCAUGCCAAAGCUGCAGUUCAACUCGGCAACUUUUUUGAAAAGAAAUUACGAGAAACUGGUCUUGACCAAUACAAAAAAGAAAUUCAGGAAAAUCCACCAAACAAAAGAAGAAAAUCUUAAAUUUGAUAUAAAUCAUUUCAUAAAAGACAUGGUGAAAAGAUGGUUAGCUGCAGCCAAUGAUACACAUAUGUAUAUUACAAGAGUAAUCAAUGACUCUGAUUAUCAGAAUAAGAGAUUUCGAAGAAUGUGCCUUAAUAUUUGAAACUCUUAUCAUUAUUGCUGAUGUUAUGUGCACUAGUUUUUUCCAAAUCUUCAGAACUCUGGUUAUGAAUAGCUGUGAUGUCCAUGUAAUGUUAUAGUUGUAUAUUUUCAGCUUUUGAAAAAGGCAGUGAAGAAUUGAUGGAAAUUCGGGCACGAUUCUUAACACUAAACUAUAAUUGUAUAUUAUCUGAUGUCAAGUUGGUCAAUUAUGGGAUAUACUUUAAGUUUAUUAAUGAAUAGUCACGCUUAUGCUUCAUCCUCAAGGUGAUUUCAUUUCUAGUUUGCAUAACGGUUCAGUAUACAGCGUUUAUAUUUGGAUAAAACAGUUGGAAAAAGUUGUUAUCAAGCAGUUACAUAUAAAACAUAUAAAAAAAAACGAAGUGAAAUAAAAUUUCCAAAACAUACUUGUAUUCAUACUACCUAAAUUUCAGGAAGACAAAGUAGUUUUUGCAAUUGUAACUUCUAAAUGUUUCUACAUGACAUGGAGCUUGACACAUUUCUCUUGUAUGCUUAUGUAGAAUCUAAUAAGUCCAUAUUCAUUCUGGCUAUGUUCUUAUUUAUUUUUGUUCAUUUUUAUAAAUAGUGAUGAAAUGUCUGUUUUGUAUUUCAUGAUUUCGUGUUUCUGUGUUGAAAUUUGGUAUUUUCCAUUACUUUAUUUAUGAUUCAUUUUUUGACAAUUCUUCUGGCAAUUUCUGUUUGAGCAAUUUUACAAUGCGAACAAUAUGUAGUUGGGAUAACUGGUUAUUUCUCGAUUCCACAUAUUUACUGAUUAAUCAUUGUGCCUUCUAGUAAUGGGACAUAUAUCAUGGCUAUGCUUAUUCAAAUAUUCAGUCUUGUACAGCACAUUCCGGUUCAGCUUGUUUUCUGCAUAUUUCUUCCUACAUUCGGUCUAUUAAAUUUGUCAAUGCCACCCAAUUA